AUGCCGAAUCCACCUCCGAAAGAGGACACAUGGGCGUUCCAGAAGAUAGGAACUCCCUAUCCACCGAACCCUGUUAAGUGCUUAGGGCAGCAGAAUAUGUAUGUCGCGCUAUGGUACAAACAUGGAAAACCGAUCCAUGGCCGAUCAUGGAACAACGGAGGAGUUGUCGAGUGUUCAUUCCCCUACAAGAAAGCCGAAUUGAGAACUGCCCAACAACUGGAGGGAAAUAUUCAAGUACUCCAAUACACAGGAGAUCAUAAUACACAAGGAUUCUGGUACGAAUGGAUUCUGUAUAAAGAUAGGUUCGACAAAGCAGAAGGCCGUCAACUCCUUCACUGCGGAGACUCAUUCCCCAUUCUAUGGAAGGACCGGCCUGAGGGCGCUCUACUCGGCUAUGUUGACAACAAAACUGAAAUAGCCUUAUUCUCUUGUGAUGGAAAAGUAUAUGAGAAAAAAGGAGGCGAACUUUCCAACAUGUACAUUAUUAUGAGGAACCUUGUUGGUGGCCCACCACACUGUGAAUGUUCUACAUGCAGAGUUGCGCCACCUCCUCCAGGACCGCCACCGCCAAGAGUGAUGAUCGAUGAAUGGAUGGAUAUUCGUGCGGGUGAUCCGUGGCCCGACAGACUUCUUGUGAAAGCCCUCGACAAGACCCUGGACACAAUCCCUGGAGAAAAUCCCGAUCAGUAUGUUGCUCUGUGGUACCAGGCCGGAGAACCUGUCAUGGGACGUAUUUGGAAUGAAAACGGCAAGGUGAUAUUCCACAUCCUAUCGUUAGAAGACUGCGUAGAACAGCAAUUCAUGGUACACACGUCUGCAGGUAGCUGCCAACUUCUGCUGGAACAAGAACGAGUACAAAGGCAACGUCGGUUCGAUUCAGGUGCUUGUGCACCUUUCCGAACACGUCAGAGGUUUCGACUACCAAUGGUUACCAUACCCACAGGUGGGCGGCAUCGUUCGAUAAGGACAAGGAAUGGAUUCCCAGUACACGUGAACAACACCAAGGGAGAUAUUUCCUCUGGUGUAAUCACGUUCGAUGGAAAACAGAUUCUUGGAAAGGUCGACGUCAGGAAUGAAAAAUCCUCGGCCGGAUUUGGUGGCAAAGAAAACAUGCUUGUCGGACCGGCGUGCGCCAACAACACCAUAGUACUGUGCCGUAAAGCAAGGCCUGGAUACAAGUUCGAUUAG
Messenger RNA from Ostertagia ostertagi, 1188 nucleotides. The record is from the annotation of a GenBank genome assembly. NCBI's taxonomy places the organism in Eukaryota, Metazoa, Nematoda, Chromadorea, Rhabditida, Trichostrongylidae.